Messenger RNA from Monosiga brevicollis MX1, 1803 nucleotides. RefSeq lists its product as uncharacterized. Bases 1 to 1803 code for a protein of 600 amino acids. Gene Ontology annotation, molecular function: NAD+ poly-ADP-ribosyltransferase activity. The record is from RefSeq and is a predicted model, not a curated record. The transcript is spliced from 2 exons. NCBI's taxonomy places the organism in Eukaryota, Choanoflagellata, Craspedida, Salpingoecidae.
AUGUUGCUGGAUGAGUCAAGUGGACGGGUUGACUUUACACACGAUGAGUUCACCCGUUUGCCGUCAUACACCACGGAGCAAGCCAGUAUUGCUUCUGAACUGAACCUGGCGGGGCCUCUCGCGGCGAGUCGAGAGAAGCUGCGACCCACGCUUCCACAAGGCACAUCGCACUUUCUCAAUCCUGCGAAAACAUCAUUUUCUGCCGUUGACGUUCCCACCCAACGAUUUAAUAGCAACGCCUCGUUCGCGAAAAAGGACCCCACCACCCAGCACAGGCACGGCGCCGAUUCUGAUGCAAGUCUUACAUGCUCAAGCGAUGAAGCAGAGGACGACGAAAUGCAGGACGCAGGUCAACCAAGUGCCAAACGUACACACGUCAUGACAAACCCUAGCUCGCAUGGCCCUUUCACCAAACCCUUUGAUCGGACAGCACUGCCCGACAUGCGCAUUUCAAAUCUGAAUGAGUUUGUCAACUCGCUCAGCAACAAAGACUUGGUCGAUCAGUUUGAUUCGGAGUUUAUUCUCUGGGACAUCAUCCGCUGCAAUCCCCACGCCUUUUCGCUUUGCCCCGAUACUGAGGCUCCAGUUUACGUUCUGCUUGACCGCGACGUGACUUACGCCCUCGAGAUUCUGUUCUUUAAAGGGGUGACCAGUGCCUUCUUUGAAGAGAUGACGGGCGUCAAUCUGCGCUUUGCCUUCCAAGAAUCAGAUACCACUUUCGAUGGACCCGAUGUUUUGCCAGCUGCGCAAGAAAUGCCCAACGCGAAGUUGGGUGAGGCGACUUCAUCAAACACAUUGACGACGGCAACGACAUCCACGACCUCCAUCGCUCAGGAAAUUCCUUGCCCGCACUGCCAGCCAGCGCCUGAACGCUCCAAUCCGGCUGCCAAAACCAUCCGGAACGUCUUUGUCAAGUUUGCCCACAACCAACCAAACGGUCACAUCCUUAUCGUCGUGAACAACGAGACCGGGGCUCACGUCAAGUACGAGCUUCGAAGGCGUGGUCGUCCGCUUACAAAUCAAAGCCAUUCUGUCAUCCCUUUUACUGCCAACAAACCCUACGCACCCCACGAAAAGGUGGUGGUGGCUCCUGGGGUCAUUCAGCACACGCUGAGGCACGGCAAGUCCCAGGCCAUGUCCGAGUUUGCCGAACAUCACUUUUCGUACGCUUUUACCCAGUUUGUGGUCAUGUUUCCGGGCAUUCGUCGACCUCGCCCUGUGGUCAUUGCUUAUUGGCAAAACGCCCACCUUGAAAAGCAGUUUGAUGAUUUCCGUCAUCAACUUGAGCGCCAGGGUCGCAGCGUGCAUGAGCUGCGCGUGUUUCACGGCUCAAAGCUCGAGAACAUUCAGCACAUCAUGAUGCAUGGCUUCAAGGUCGGCGGUGACGGGGUUGAGUCCACCAACGGCGCCCGGCAUGGUGCGGGGAUUUACACGGCCACCGGUCCUCAUACUCCCAUGUGGUAUUCGCAACAUUCACGAGCCAUGAUCAUGUGUCGCGCCCUUAUCGGUGCCCGCGGUCCUACUCAUGACUCGAUAGCUCCAGACGGCGACCAAGUGGACUGCUGGUCACCCCCAGGCAAUGAGGGUGACUGUAAUCUAUCAGGUCAACGAUGCACCACGAGAGAGACAGAGAGAGAGAGAGAUCAAGAGAGAGAUCGAGAGAGAGAUCAAGAGAGAGAUCAAGAGAGAGAGAAACAGAGAGAGAAACAGAGAGAGAAACAGAGAGAGAAACAGAGAGAGAAACAGAGAGAGAAACAGAGAGAGACAGAGAGCGAUCAAGAGAGAGAGAGGGCGAGAGAGUGA